Chaetomium fimeti is the source of this 822-nucleotide messenger RNA. RefSeq lists its product as uncharacterized. The coding region runs from base 94 to 660 and encodes 188 amino acids. The record is from RefSeq and is a predicted model, not a curated record. Lineage: Eukaryota; Fungi; Ascomycota; Sordariomycetes; Sordariales; Chaetomiaceae. The transcript has 2 exons.
UUAGCCCAUGGAAAGUUCGUGCUCCCACCCUAACCGCAAAGUCUUCCACAUUCAUCUUGCGCAUCACGGCAACAAAAGAUAUCCUGCUGAGAGAUGGAUUCUCUGUGUGAAUCAGGGCCUUGCAAUCAUGAUAUCUGCAACUCGCUCCGAUGCGGAGCCGACCGCAUUUUGAAGCUCAUGCAAGAACUGCUGGACCGUCUCGCCGCCAAUGCAUCCGACGACUGGGAGCGCCUCUACGAGUGCAAGGACCUGCGAGAUGAGAACGGGAGACUCAAAGAGCGAUUGGAUAAUAGCAUACCCCUGGACGAUUGGGGGAAGCCACCCUUUAAGCUGCGGACGGCGCUCGAAGCGGACAAGGAAGACCUCGUUCCAAAGUUAACGGCGGAGAUCAAGAAUCUGCAUAAACGACAUCGCGACAUGGCGGAGAGACUCCAAAACGCCACGUCAAAGAACUGGGAGCUGAACUAUAAGUGUAGGGACCUGACUGGAGAUGUCUGGAGACUCAAAGGGCAGCUGAGAAGCAGCGUCAUGACCGAGGACUCACAAAUGCCCUCGCUCAAACCCAAAACAGCACUGGAGAAUGCGUUGGAAAAAGAGAUUCGGCGAUUGAAGGAGGGUGAUAAGCAGUUGGCUGGAAGAAGCAGGUCUAGAUCGAUGUAAAGAAACUAGGGGUUCAAUACGAAGCGAGGAAGGUCCUUCUCCAGAGUUUUCUUACUCCGCGCUCUCAUUCUUGUUUCCCUGUUCGCCGUUCCAAGGGCCCCUUCAACUGCUCAUUCGGUAGUUCCCUCAUUCAUCUCCCUCUCCCCCGUCCUCGGCCCCUCC